GCUAGGUUACCGCGGAGUCAAACAAACGGCAGUGCGGCAGUCGCUUUGCGGUCUGUUUUAGACUUUCUUGUCAGAAUAAAUGUCAGUUUAAAGUUUCGAUUCGUGAUAGAAGCAAGUAAAUACGUAAUAAAUAUUCUUUUCAUCUCUAAACUCCUGCAGUUUGCUCAGGUUCCCUCUGUUAAUCGAAUAAAUAAAUGGACACCAAAAUUAAGAUACCUCGGGACCUGAAAGCCAAGUUGUUGCUAUGAUGUAAGCUACCACAACAUGGAGCUCAUUGACCAAAUGGAUUCUGUUCCUGAUCUGGAAAGAACCUUGUGCAGUGUGUUGGGUGUUGACCUCCCAGAACCAAACAAAGGAGUCCUGCUGGAGCUCUUUGUGCAAACCGUGCUUUUCUGCAGAGAGCGUAACUACAAUAAGGAGCAAACUUCUGCUCUUCUGUCCAUCAUCAAGUCCAUCCAUGAGGCCAACAUUGAAACUCCCCUCAAUAACUCUGAGCAGUGUCUCAGAUACUGCAGUGAUCUUCUGCUGUGUCACUCAGUCAGGAGGCCACCCUUCAGUAUCAACCUGUUCAGCUUUGAGGAGGCCAACUGCAUUUUAAAUUUCAUACAGGACCACUACCUGAGACACUACAAGCUCUACAAGUAUAUAUUCACACCACAGGUGAAACUUGAUCUGUUCUUGAUUUAUUCUGGGAUGUCAGAGCUGGGAUCACCUGCCGCCGAGGAUUCCUCUGUGCCAGGUGGUGUUAUAAAUAUGAUGGAGGACGAAGCAAAUGUAAAAAGGGAUGAUUCUUCUGAAGCACAGGAAACUUCAACCACAGAAGAGGAAGCCUCAGAGGGCAGGAUUAUAAAAUCAGAUGGUUCCAAGGACCUAAAGGCCCUGAUAGAGCGAGAGGUCAGGGAGCAGAUGCAGCAGUUGUCCAGGCAGCUGGAUGAGAGCAUCAGAGGAACGGCAUCCAAACCCAACAGAAGAACCAAUGUUCCCAAACCCAACCAGAAAGGCAAAAAAUAAGCCAUGGACAAACAUCGCUGUCGUUAAAUAAAACAAUUUAAACAUC
Girardinichthys multiradiatus is the source of this 1057-nucleotide messenger RNA. It is a transcript of the gene cfap119, whose product is annotated as coiled-coil domain containing 189. NCBI's taxonomy places the organism in Eukaryota, Metazoa, Chordata, Actinopteri, Cyprinodontiformes, Goodeidae. The transcript has 9 exons. The record is from RefSeq and is a predicted model, not a curated record. The coding region runs from base 265 to 1011 and encodes 248 amino acids.